UGAAACGUGAGCGAUACGGGGUCCAGGGAAGCAUGGAGGAAGGAAGGACGAAGCUGCCUCGGAGGGGCUGACUCUGAGCUUUAGAAGAAGAGAAGCGGGUAACUGAGGAGUGGAGCUGGAAGGAGGUUUCAGAGCGAGGAGCAGCAGAUGUAAAGCACAGAGGGCUGCCGGGAGACCUUCCCAGAGACCCACACAAAUGGUGCUGGGGCCUUGGCACUGGCUGAAAUCAGCUGGCAGAGCCCAUGUGGAAAGCAGAAAAGACCAUGACUUAUGACUGUCAUCUAUGGGAGCAUUAGUCUGGAAGAAUGGAGAUCAACAGAAAACUUCUAAUAUUAAUAAUAGAUUUUAUUUCCUGUAUGGAUCACAUAUGGUAUGUAUUAUUUAGGUCACUGUAAACCACUGGUGAGUAGUAAUGGCUUAAUUAUUAAUUUCUUAAUGGCGUCUUUCAAUGAGCAAAAGUUUUCUAAUUAUAAUAAAGUAUAAUUUAUCAUUUUUUUAGUUGUUGUUUUCUGUCACCUUCUAAGGGACCUUUAUCUAUCCCCAGGUUAGAAAGAUAUCCUCCUAUGUUUUUCUCUAAAAGCUUGUGGCUUUAGCUUUUAUGCUUACAUCUAUAAUGCAUUUUGAAUUAACUUUUGGUAUGUGUCAUAUACACACAACAUAGGUGAGUUGCAAAACCCUGAGUGGAAAAAAAAAUGCAAAGAAUACAUGCCAUGCAAUUCUACUUACAUGAAGUUCUACAGCAGGAAUAACUCCGCUAUGGUAAUAGAAAUCAGAACACCGGUUUCCUGGAUGGGAGAGAGUAGUGACACAAAGGGGCACAAGAAAAAAGUUACUGGGGUCAUGGAGACAUCCUGUAUCUUAACUGAAGUGGUAUUUACAUAGACAUGUACAUGUGUAAAAAACCCAAUGAGCUGUACACUUAAAUUGCAUGUGUUUUACUUCAUGUAAAUUGUACUUCAAUUAAAAAUGUAUUAUAAAAAAAAUCCCAAGUAAGGAAAAGAACUGCAAUGAUCCUAUGUUUUUUUUCCCUAAAUGGGACAAAAUCUAGUCCCUUGGUAUUGACAAAGAGAAGCUACUGGCAUAUGAAUUGUUAUGAUUACAAGUAUCUAAUUCUUUCAUCAUCAAAAGAGAAUCUGAUGACAUCAUCACUCCCAGAAGACUGAAAUAAUAAACAGGUAAACUGGGCAGUGCCGUAGAACCAAUACCAGGUUAUCUGAUUCAUGAUUUUUCAAAGGUCUCAGAAUGUCCUGCUUGAAAACAGCCCACUUGAGAUUUUCCACAUGUCUUCCCAAACAACCAUACUGUAAAUAUUAAGCCUCUAAGGAAGAAACUACAUAAAAGUCCUAUGUGAUCUUAGGAAAACAAAAGGAAAGGAUGAAAUAUGGAAGAAAAAUAAUUCAAUUGUUACUAUUUUUAUUGUUUCUCUGGGCUUUGCACAGACAGUAUCAUUUCAGCACAAAGAAACUACAGAAGGUACACCGGUGCUGGUUUGUGGAUACUCAAUCAAAAGAAUUAGAGCUAUCAGACUGGUUUUCUCCCAGUGAAUACAUGAACCUGUCUACCACCAGCUGGUCAGCUCCGGUUGUAUGGGAUGGCACUUUCAAUGAAGAAGUAUUGGAAGAGUAUUAUGAAAAACAUAAAAUUACUGUGGGAUUGACUGUAUUUGCUGUAGGAAGAUAUAUUGACUACUAUUUGAAGAAAUUUAUAUUAUCUGCAGAUGAGUUUUUUAUGGUUGGCCAUAAAGUCAUAAUUUAUGUCCUGAUAGAUGACUUCUCCAGGAUGCCUUGGAUACAGCUGCAUCCCCUCCGUUCGAUCAAAGUGUUUGAAAUUAAGCGAGAGAAGAGAUGGCAAGAUAUCAGUAUGAUGCGCAUGAAGGCUAUUAGUGAACAUGUUAUGGAUCAUAUCCAAUAUGAAGUUGACUUUCUCUUCUGCAUGGACGUGGAUCAAAUCUUCAUAAGGAAAUAUGGAUUGGAGACUCUGGGGGAGUCAGUAGCUCAGUUACAUGCUUAUUGGUACAAGCAAGAUCCUAUAGUGGUGCCAUAUGAAAGAAGUGAGUUAUCAGAAGCAUAUAUACCUUUUGGUAUGGGAGAUUUUUAUUACCACGCUGCUGUAUUUGGUGGCACUCCCAUUCAAGUUCUCGAUAUUGCCAGGGAGUGCUUAAAAGGAAUCAUGAAUGACAAGAAAAACAGCAUCGAAGCAGUGUGGCAUGAUGAAAGUCACCUAAACAAGUAUUUCUUUCUCCAUAAACCCACUAAACUCUUAUCACCGGAAUAUUGCUGGGAUUUUACUAAAACAGAUGUUCCUUUUAUUUACAAUAUCAAACUCGUUUGGGCUAAAAAGGAUUAUGAACAUCUUAGGGUGACAGUGUAAUUAUAUAGCACUUUCUUCAGGUUGCUGAAGUUAAGAGCAUCAUUUUGUCUUAUUCCUUAGGAAAUUAGCACUUGAUAAAUUUUACCACUAAAAAAAAAGAAUCACUAACAAAAUGGCAAGGCCACCAACACAGCAUACUCAUACUUUUCCUCAUAUUCAUUUUGAAUUGUAUAAGAUGGGAUAUAGCAGUUGCAGAAUGAAUGUAUUGACAUCAGAUGGAAAUACAGUGAUUUCAUAUCCUGUGUGAGUGUUGAGGAAAUAUUAUUUUUUGGAUCACAAUGAACAAAAUAGAAUCUCUCACAAGAAAAUGAAACCUGAAAUAUUUUUAUUGAUCCAUGUGGAUACACAUUUCUCAUAUUGCUUAAGAAAGGGGAUUGUCUAGAGGUGUGGAUAAGAAGUCACUGCAAGAAUAGUAAUAUUCUCUCUAUGUAAAACAUUAAAGACGUUUAAAGUUGCCACCAGAUGGACAGAUAAUUACUUAGGAAACUGAGUCAUUCAAAAAAAUUUGUGAAUUUGUAGUUUUAAAACUACAAAGUUGUUUGUUGUAAAAACUAAUUGAAAAGAAAAUAAGAUACAGAGAAAAUUGAAAGCCCCCCUUUACUCUCCCUUUGAAAACCUACCCUUCGGGGUGCCUGGGUGACUCAGUCAUUAGGCGUCUGCCUUUG
Molecule: messenger RNA, 3035 nt
Organism: Zalophus californianus (California sea lion)
Lineage: Eukaryota; Metazoa; Chordata; Mammalia; Carnivora; Otariidae
Product: N-acetyllactosaminide alpha-1,3-galactosyltransferase-like
Exons: 8
Coding region: 1375-2370 (331 amino acids)
Biological process (GO): carbohydrate metabolic process
Cellular component (GO): vesicle; Golgi apparatus; membrane
Molecular function (GO): hexosyltransferase activity
Source: RefSeq, a predicted model, not a curated record